Molecule: messenger RNA, 1381 nt
Organism: Cucurbita maxima (winter squash)
Lineage: Eukaryota; Viridiplantae; Streptophyta; Magnoliopsida; Cucurbitales; Cucurbitaceae
Product: aluminum-activated malate transporter 2-like
Exons: 6
Coding region: 1-1359 (452 amino acids)
Biological process (GO): malate transport
Cellular component (GO): plant-type vacuole membrane
Source: RefSeq, a predicted model, not a curated record
AUGGAAAUGGGGUCCGAUGAAAAAGUAGGGCUAAUGAGUGGAAGGUUUGUAUGGGUGAAGGGUUUAUUUGCAAAAUUGGUGGAAGUUGCAAACAAGACAAGAGCUUUGGGGAAGGAUGAUCCAAGAAGGGUUAUUCAUUCACUCAAAUUAGGGCUUACACUCACAAUUGUCUCAAUGCUUUAUUAUUAUAAACCACUUUUCGCAAACUUUGGAGUUUCUGCAAUGUGGGCUGUCAUAACUGUCGUUGUUGUUUUUGAAUUUUCAGUAGGAGCAACGCUGGGAAAAGGGCUGAAUAGGGCAUUUGCAACACUGUUUGCUGGUGCUUUAGGAGCUGGAGCUCAUCACUUAGCUGCCUUGUCUGGGCAUGUUGGCCAGCCAAUCAUUACCAGUAUCUUUGUCUUUUUACUAGCGUGCAUAUUGACGUUUAUGAGGUUCUUUCCGAGCAUCAAAGCGAAAUAUGAUUAUGGAAUGAUGAUAGGCAUUUUAACAUUCUCAUUUGUAUCAAUAUCUGGGGUUGGAGAUGAUGAAAUACUUUUGCUUCUCCAGAAGAGGGUUUCAACGAUCUUCCUUGGUGUGUGUGUUUGUGUUGUCAUAUCCAUUUUUAUUUCCCCAUUUUGGGCUGGCCAAGAUCUCCAUAAUCGCAUUGCUCUCAACAUUGAAAACUUAGCCCUAUUCUUCGAAGGAUAUGGAUCAGUUGAAUACUUCAAAACUUUACAAGAUAGAGAGGCUAAAGAUGACAAAAGUAUUCAAGCAUAUAAAAGUAUUCUAAAAUCAAGUGGCAUCGAAGAUACAUUGUAUAAUUUCGCAAGGUGGGAACCUGGCCACGGAUGUUUCCAGUUUCGUCAUCCAUGGAAGCAAUACCUAAAAAUCGGAGCCCUAACUUAUCAAUGUGCCUUUAGAAUCGACGCCCUUCAUCGCAAUCUCUCUUCUUCUAGUUUCCAAGUUUCACAAGAGAUUCAAACACAAAUCCAAGAACCAUGUAUGGAGAUGAGCAUGGAAACAGGGAAAGCAUUAAGGCAGCUUGUUUCAUCCAUAAGAGAAAUGACUCAACCAACUCUAGCUGAAAUCCACACAAACAACUCAAAAGCAGCCGCCAAAAAGCUCAAAGCCUCACUCAAAUCAUCACGUUUGUGGGAAAAUUGUGAUCUCUUGACACUCAUCCCAGCAGCCAACGUCGGUACGCUGCUCGUCGACGUCGUCGAUAUCACCGAAAAAAUUGCAGAGGCUGUUCAAGAACUUGCCUCUUUGGCCCAUUUCAAGGCUGCCAAGCCUGCAGAUUCAGCAAUACAAAGUGAAAAGGAAAAAUUGGAACCCAACAUUGGUGUUUCUUUUGUUACAAUACCCAUUAGUAGUGGGUGAAAUUUGAGUGUAAUUAGAUGGC